Molecule: messenger RNA, 687 nt
Organism: Brachypodium distachyon (stiff brome)
Lineage: Eukaryota; Viridiplantae; Streptophyta; Magnoliopsida; Poales; Poaceae
Product: auxin-responsive protein SAUR36
Exons: 1
Coding region: 133-576 (147 amino acids)
Biological process (GO): response to auxin
Source: RefSeq, a predicted model, not a curated record
CUUGCCUAUAAAUCCACCAGCUCUUAAGUCUUAACCACCAUUCCCAUCCACAAGCAGAGCACUACCACAAGUUUGCCAGCUGAAUACCUGACACCAAAACACUUACCUCUGAACUUUCUGCAAGAAGCAACGAUGGUGAGUGCCAAGAGGCUUGCUCAGAUGGCAAAGAAGUGGCAGAAGAUGGCAGCACUUGGGAGGAAGAGACUCAGACGAACGACGACGACCGAUGAGUGCUGCGAGACAUCGUCUUCAUCGUCGGUGGCGGUGAAGGGGCACUGCGUGAUGUACACCGCCGACGGGGCGCGGUUUGAGGUGCCGCUGCUGUACCUCAGCACGGUGGUCGUCGGCGAGCUCCUGAGGAUGUCCCAUGACGAGUUCGGCUUCGCGAGUGAUGGCCGGAUCACGCUGCCGUGCGAUGUGGCGGUGAUGGAAUACGUCCUGUGCCUGCUCAGAAGGGACGCGCCGGAGGAGGUGGAGGCUUUCCUCAGCUCCGUGGCCAGGCCUUCUUGCCGCUGCGAUGAUGGCUUGGAGCAGUACUCCUUGGGACUUAGAUCAGUAGCUGUUUCAAGUUUCUGAAGAUCCAAAGAGUGAAAUUGAUUAGCCUUAUAAGCUUUUGUUUAGGAUGAUGUACAUGAUUUUAUAUGUUACAUGGGAAAUGGAAGAAACAUAUUGCAAUUCCGUUUGACA